AUGUCUUUGACGCUGGAAAGCCAGAUCCCACAGAGUCUCGAGGCGGACAUCGCCAAUGACAAACUCUCGGCCGUCAGGGAACUUUACGAGUCAACAGACCCAGAUGGACAGCCCAGGCUACUAUAUCAGAUCGCUGCACUCGCUGCAAAACACAUUCAGCUUGACAUCAUAGACUGGGUCUUCACCGAGGGUUUCCAGCUACCUCUUGAAACACUAAAUGACGAGUUCUACUUCCAAGUCUGCGCCGCUGGAUCACUUGAGUUGUGGAAAAGAGUUGUCAAGAAUGGCUUCAACCUAAAUGGCCAUCGCACAUACGAGGGUAAUAUUGAUAUUGUACGCUUCCUGUUGGAGAAUGGACAGUAUCCAAAUGAUUCCUGGGCAGGGUAUGAUGAUAUGGAACCGAGCGUGGCUGCGUUAGCGGGUGAGAGGCCAUUACUGAUGAUUCUCCAUCUUUUACUACAACAUGGAUGGAACCAGAAGGGUAGUGUCGCGCAUAUUGCGGCAGCUGAAAUGGGCAUUAUGGAAGCACUGAAGUUACUGGUAGAGCAUGGCGCAGAUUUGGAGGAGGCCCACUGGUGGUGGUUCAAUUGUGGUGUGUAUGGGGAUGUAUGGGGGACUGCACUGUAUCGAGCAGCCUUUAAGGGCCAGAGAGAUUCUGUGGCGUAUCUGCUAGACAAGGGAGCCAGCACCAAAUUCAGGGAUGAAAAGGGGCGGUCUAUCAUGUGGGCGGCGAGACAAGGGGGUAAUAGAGAGGUGAUCAGCCUGCUGCUGGAUAAUGGGCUGGAGGGAAAAUUAGGUUUCGGUGCAUAA
Molecule: messenger RNA, 810 nt
Organism: Aspergillus welwitschiae
Lineage: Eukaryota; Fungi; Ascomycota; Eurotiomycetes; Eurotiales; Aspergillaceae
Product: ankyrin repeat domain-containing protein
Exons: 2
Coding region: 1-810 (269 amino acids)
Molecular function (GO): protein binding
Source: RefSeq, a predicted model, not a curated record